This is a messenger RNA of Peromyscus eremicus (cactus mouse), 2263 nucleotides long. It is a transcript of the gene Zcwpw1, whose product is annotated as zinc finger CW-type and PWWP domain containing 1. Gene Ontology annotation, cellular component: nucleus. Lineage: Eukaryota; Metazoa; Chordata; Mammalia; Rodentia; Cricetidae. Gene Ontology annotation, molecular function: zinc ion binding. The coding region runs from base 210 to 2132 and encodes 640 amino acids. The transcript is spliced from 17 exons. The record is from RefSeq and is a predicted model, not a curated record.
CGGCUUCCAGCUGCGCAUGCGCACUACCUCUGAGCGCACGCCGCUGGGGGGGCGGAAUUUGUCCGCGUCCUCGCGCCUCGUCUCGGUGGCGGGAAAAGUAGGUCGAGGUGGAAAGGCUGUGCGGAAUGGCUGCGACAGCGUAGGCUGCGCCUCGUCUUUAGGUCCUCGUCGCCCCGGAAGAGGCAAGGAAAGUGUAGUUUCUGAACUGGAUGAUGGCAACAUUACAGAAUUAUGAAGAAUCUGAAAAGGGGACAAAGAAAACCUUUGCUCCACCUACACAAAAACCACAUAACGUGAAACCCCAGCCUAAGUCAUGGAAGGAGGAGACCCUGGGGACCAGUUCUCCAGAGGCCGAGGCCAAGCCAAGCCUCCCGAAAGCCAGCUCAAAGAAGAGGGAGCAGAAGACAGCUACAGAGCAUGGUCCAAGUGGGGGCCAGGAGAAAAAGCGAAAGGCUCAAGACAAGCUGGCUGAGAAGAAAGGAAAGUCUCUGCAGGAAAAACCAACUCUUACCAACGCAGAAUUUGAGGAGAUUUUCCAGAGUGUACUGCAGAAAUCCCUGCAGGAGUGCUUGGGGUUGGAGUCUGGCCUUAAUUUUGCAGAGACUUCCUGUGCCCAACCCAUAAUACCUACCAAAUCAGACAGAGAACCAGGAAUUGCUCCUUCAGCAGAUAAUGAAAAUGCUGAUGGGGAGAAGGUAAUAGUACCUGAUACUCCAGAGAUUGCAUCUUCUCUGGAAGAGGAAGUGAGCUCUGAGACAAGGACAUCUAAGCCAGGCCAGCCAGUUACUGAACCCUCUAAGAAGAAAUUCAACAGACUUUUUUCAAGCAAAAGAAAGAAGAAAGCUGAAGAUGAGAAAAUCCAAGAUGGACAUGAGUGCAGUCUGAAAGACAAACAGAAGACAAUGAUUCAGGAUCAUUCUCAGAUCCGGGGCCAGCAGAAAGAAGAAGAAGGUGGUUUUGGCCAGUGUCUCAUCUGGGUCCAGUGUUCCUCUCCAAAGUGUGAGAAAUGGAGGCAGCUACGUGGAGGCAUUGAUCCCUCAGUUCUCCCAGAUAACUGGUCUUGUGAUCAGAAUCCAGACCUGAACUAUAAUCGCUGUGAUAUUCCUGAGGAGACCUGGACAGGGUGUGAGAGCGAUGUGGCCUAUGCCUCUUACGUUCCAGGAUCCAUCAUCUGGGCCAAGCAAUACGGUUACCCCUGGUGGCCAGGCAUGAUAGAAUCUGACCCUGACCUGGGGGAGUAUUUUCUUUUUGCAUCUCAUCUUGAUUCCCUGCCGUCCAAGUACCAUGUGACAUAUUUUGGAGAAACAGUUUCUCGUGCGUGGAUCCCAGUUAGCAUGCUGAAGAACUUCCAGGAGCUGUCCCUGGAGCUAGCCAGAGUGAAAAAAUGCAAGAACAAGGACUAUGGCCAGAAACUGGAGGCAGCCAUAAGGAUGGCUCACAAGGCAGAGCAGAUCAGUGUUCAGGAGCGGGUUAACUUGUUUGGUUUCUGGAGUCGAUACAAUGGAUCUGACGGCAGUGGGGAAGGGAAAGAUUUGAUGGUCUGUGUGCCCAGCAGCCCCGAGUCUUGUCUGGAGAAAGAGAAGGACUCAGAGGAGGAGAAGGAGGAGAAAGAAGAGAAGAAAGACCCAACUUUGCCUAGACCCAAGCCAGCUAAAAUACAGACCAAAAAAAACAAGUCAAGAGGCCCAGCAGGAGGACGAGCCAGGACUCCAAAAGAGAAGACUGUGAAGAAGUCUCUGGGCAGUGAGUCUGCAUUCCCUCCUGGACCCGUUUUGGGAGGGAAAGAAGAACAGGGGAAUUCAGACCUGGACCAUCCAGGCCCUAAAAAAAAAUUUAAGGCUCCUGAAAGCAAGGCCUCAGUGACCAACUUACCCGAGGAGAAGGAAAUUAAAAUUGUAUCAAAGUGCCCUGCUCCACCAGCUCCACAUGGGGCUUGUCCAUUGGGAAAGGAAGGUCCUGGGCCUCAGGAGCCCCUGACACAGGAGGCAGCAAGAUUCCUUCCUGAAGAUGAUGGUUCCAGUGACCUGGACUUGGAGCAACUCAUGGAAGACAUUGGGGAGGCAGAGGAGAGAGGGGAGUCGCAGCAGGGGGAUGGCUCAGAGGAGUUCCUGGCGGGUCUCUUUGAGGAGUAGUGUGCUCUGGUCCUUCUACUGCUGACUGCCUCUCAGUGAUCCUGAGCAGAUGUUGGAUGUCGGGGUUGGUGACCUGCUCCAGGCUUCAGGUCAGAGCUGUGCAUCCUGGGUAAUAAAGCAGGUCUCUGGGG